Messenger RNA from Helicoverpa armigera (cotton bollworm), 855 nucleotides. It is a transcript of the gene Rab4, whose product is annotated as ras-related protein Rab-4B. Gene Ontology annotation, biological process: Rab protein signal transduction; vesicle-mediated transport; regulation of endocytosis. Lineage: Eukaryota; Metazoa; Arthropoda; Insecta; Lepidoptera; Noctuidae. The record is from RefSeq and is a predicted model, not a curated record. Gene Ontology annotation, cellular component: recycling endosome; plasma membrane. The transcript has 4 exons. Bases 152 to 796 code for a protein of 214 amino acids. Gene Ontology annotation, molecular function: GTP binding; GTPase activity.
GAUUCUGUGGUCAUUUCUCUAUCAAAAUAUCAAUGGUUGAUGUGUUAUUGUAUUGUUUACAGUUUGGAUUAGAAAAUUAUUAAAUUUUAAGACUGUGUGUACUGCGAGACACCUAAAAAUAAUCGAACUUCAUACUCCAUGAACAUACACAAUGUCUGAAUCUUAUGAAUACUUAUUCAAGUUUUUGGUCAUUGGGAGUGCUGGGACUGGGAAAUCUAGUCUGCUAAAUAAUUUUAUUGGAAAUAAAUUCAAAGAAGAUAGAUGUCACACAAUUGGGGUUGAGUUUGGUUCAAAAAUUGUAAACAUAGGUGGAAAAUCUACUAAACUACAGAUAUGGGACACUGCUGGUCAAGAGAGAUUUCGCUCCGUUACCCGCUCCUAUUAUCGUGGAGCCGCAGGUGCUCUGCUUGUGUAUGACAUCACUUCUCGGGACUCAUUCAAUGCACUCUCGAAUUGGCUUAGAGAUGCCAGAACACUUGCAAGCCCUAACAUAGUAAUACUACUUGUUGGAAACAAAAAGGACAUGGAGGAAUCAAGAGAAGUCACUUUUACAGAAGCUAGUCAAUUCGCCCAAGAAAAUGAAUUGAUGUUUCUUGAAACCAGUGCUAAAACAGGUGAAAAUGUAGAAGAAGCUUUCUUGAAAUGUUCCAAAACAAUUUUGGCUAAAAUUGAAACAGGUGAAUUAGAUCCCGAGCGAAUAGGUUCAGGCAUUCAAUAUGGGACUGGGACCUCUAAAAGGCUUAGCGCGCCCAAGAAACCUGCAAGAAGUCCAUCCGAUUGUGCUUGUCAUGUAUAACAUUAUUUCUUGGAUACAUAGAAUGCAUGAUCUGCUGGCAGAUGAUGACUAAAUCUAUA